GGUGCGCGAUAAAGGCUUUAAAAAUUAAUUAAUGAAGAUUUUAAAAUAUCUUCGUGCCUGCUGAGUAUAAUAGAAAAUUGAAAUACGGUUCUAAUUUUUUGAUGUGUUAAAUUCGCUAGAUUUAGAAGCACGUGCAUUUCAUUAGUUUUUGAAUGUGCAUAAUGUAGUGUUUCCCCCGAAACCUACGUGAAAUAUUUCUACAAGUGAAGAAAUUCUGCGCCCAAAAACGCGUAAUUGUUAGAUGCAUUAAGCUGAUGUAAUAUAUAUGUAUAAUGAAAAAAUAAGUUUUGAAAAAAAAAAAACAAAUUUGGUUUAAUAGUUAAAUAUGAGUGAUUGUGAAGCGUGGAAUAAUAAUGUAGCAACCAAUGAAGCUCUUGCAGUGAGCAAUGUGAUUACUAUGAAUAAUCGAGCAGCAACAAAUUCUAAGCAGAGUGCUGCUACUGAUAGUACCGCUGAAUAUGUUAGUACCAAAAAAGCUCAAUUAUCCGUAAUGUCAACAACAAAUGAUGAGGAGUACACAGCAAAUCCCGUGGGCGAAAGCAAAUCUCAAAAUGCUACUACUGUUAAGAAUUUGAGUCAGACACAUCUUACCCAUAAUCCUACUUCCGCAAUGGAUUCACCAGUCUCUAACGAAAGUCAAAAACCUGACAGUAACAAACGUGUCAUACGCAAAAUUAUGGUAAUUGAUCCGAAAAAAUUGCAACAAGCUGGUUUAGAUCGCAAAUUGGCCGAAGCAAUCGGUAGGCACAAGCUAAAGGCAAUGGCUAAGGAACAGCGCAGACGUAUACAAGAUUGGGAUACUCAUAAGUUGCAAGUAAAUGAUGCGUCCAAAGCAGUUAAUAUACCAACGCAAACUGCAAUUUCGUCAUUAAAGGCAACGUCACAAGCUGUCGCCCCUGCAACAGUAUCCACAACAUAUACUGCAACAAGCAAUGCUACGCCAAAUACAACUAAUGCACCACAACAAAUAUUUGCUCCAAUAAAACCACUGGAUUCUUCGAAAAAAUGUCUUUUAGUGCCAGCUGCAACGGAUAAAGUUGCUGCUCCAAAAAUUAACGCGACGCCUAGUAAAACAACAGUUUUGGCUCCUACGGCUACCAAAUCGCCUUCCGCUGAGCGCAAAGUUUUUGUUACGCCGAAGAUAACCAUAACGCGACCCGGCGAAGAACCUCAUACAGUACGCAUAGUGCCCGAGCAUCGUUUAGAAAAUGUAAAAUACAUAUUACAAUGUAAGAUUUUGAAGCGGCAGCAGUUGGCAGCUGUACAAGCGCCGCAAUCUCCACAAUCGCCACAAGUUGCAAGCUUAUCGACGUCACAAAACACCACACCAACAACUGAAAUGUGCUGGAUGGAGCCGAAAACAGAAAUGGAAGAGUUCAUGAACAUACCCAAAGGUCAGCAAACGAGAAAACCAUCACCAGCUAAAACUCCGCAAGAUAUAGCACGUGUACUCGAUUUUAGCGCAGAUGCUACUUCUACAAAACCAACAACAACUGUAUCGACACCGAAUGCAAAUGAGCAUCAAACAGAAAAGAUCAGCACUGUUGGUCCAGUACACAUAAGAAACUACAGUCUCUGUGCACGCAAAGAGUCGCCCGCAAAGGCGGAAGCUGCUGGUACACGCGCAGUCGAUGUUGCACGUUUGGUGGCGCGCAUUGGUAAUGUAACAAUGCGCAAAAACCCCAUACAGUCGCCAGAAAAGACAGCUAAUAUAAUGGAAAUACCAAAAGCCACCAUACGUUGCAAGAAACUGCCCGUACAGAACAAACCUAACAAUAUGGUCAAGAGAGAUAAUGUCACAAAAGCAUUUCUGGAAACAAGCCUGGAACCGUAUAUUUCGCCGUUAUUAACAAACAAAAAUGUAGUUGCAACUACCGUUGAGACUCCAUUAAGCGCAGUCUAUAAAGAUCCAGUAAAGCAGUCAACAGAAGCGUUGAACGUUAAGGCCUCUACCGGCGCCGCGCUUGACAACCAAAACACUGCACAGUCACAGUUCAACAACUUUCCGCUAUAUUCGCCACUGAAACAACCAUUCCCGGUCGUUACACACUCGCAAGAUUUGCCUUUACCCACUAUCUCCACAUUCAAAACACCCUUUCCUACCACUCUGAUUAAAGUGGGUCAAAUGGGUCAGACACAGGGUGAUGAUACAGAGAAAACCAGUGAUCAUUUCUUGAAAAAUACAUAUUUCGUAACACCGGCUGUAACCAUACCUAUAGCACAAACGCCAAAAAGUCUGAUUGUGUUGGAGAACAAAGUUUUAUCACAAGAUGAAAAGAUUGAUCUGACGGCAUUAGGCUUUGGUACACCGAAACUAGAGUCAACGCCAGGCGUAACAAUGGAAACGCACGAAACAGCUACGGCAACUACACACAAAGCGCCGGAAACGGCACAAAUUUCGCAAACGAAAAUCACGCCUAUCACGUCGUCAGCCGCCAACAAUCUGUUGGCACAGAAGGGCGCUAAAUUCAACAAUCGCACGAUUGUGUCGAUGGAUAAAUUGAAAUUGUCUUCGGAUAAGAUAGCCGAGCUUGUCAAGGCGAUACAGCUGAAAAACGCAAAUUCACCGAAACACUUUCUUGUCGUGCGUAAAGCUGAAAAUGUGGCGGAGGCAAGCGAAAACACCGGCGUGUUGCGUAAAAUAAACCUAAAUGAAGUCAGUGAUACCCAAACAACUUCAACAUUGACACAACCAGCCGAGAAUACAUCCAGCUUAGACUACCCAUCGCUCCACAAAAACACAGCUUCAAUAGAAAAACCGAACGAAACGCCAAUAAGUCCAACACCAAACAUUCCAGUCUCCAAGUUAACAGAAAUUUAUACCAACACUGUAACACAUACCAAUAAGAUACCUGAAACUGCCAUCCAAAACGAUGUUCCACCUACAACUGCAACAGUUUCCACGUGUCUUACAACCGCUGCCACACCUAUUAUAUACCAAGCACCUAAAACUGUUGUCGACUCACAAUUCAAAGAGAUCGCAGAAUUCAAAAACCCAUUGCCGCCUAAUCCACCAAAAUUAAACGACUCGGCUCAAAAUGCACACAACAAAUCAGCUGUUUGUGUGUUGGAUAGUGGCGAUGAUGAAUCGGAAGCGUCGUUAUCUGCUGUUGACUUCAUUGCCUCGUUGGCGGCUGAAAACCCAAUAACGGAGGAUAUGCAAUUGGAACUCUCGCCGGAAGAGCUCAAUUUGAAUGCUUCAUUCGCAAUGAAUUUCUCACCACUCCGUAUUCCAUACCGCGAUAGAACAGAGAGCGUAAAGAGUGAGCUAAUUGAGCAGGAUAUAUAUGACACCUGCAAUAUGUCAAAUGCCGAAACAUUGCCAGAGUUAUUUGAGCCGGAAAUGGCUGCCGAUGACGUGCAAAUCGGCAAAAUCAUAACUAUCAGUGAGGAAAAUAUUCUAAAUGCUGUUGCUGCCUCAACCAAAUUGGAUGCCAAUAAUGAACAAAUAAUUAACGGUGCACAAGAGGUAUUUAAACUGACGAAGAGCACCGAACACCUUGAUACUAUCGAAGAGGAAACACAAGUCAAUCAUAUGGAAAAUGUAAAUAACCUCGACAUUGUCGCAACUGACAGUUUAACGGAGUCGACAGUGGGACCAAUUAUAGUUAAGAAUCUUGAAAUUGGUGCCAUCGAUAACUUUGAAGAAAAUCGCACAGGUGGCGUGUUUGUGAAAACUAUGGAAAACGCUAUGCCGGCAUCUAUUGAAGAAAUCAAUAAAAAUGUGGACGCUGGAGUAGCGGUUACCAAACAAAUUCAAAUAUUACCCUUAGAGGUUGAAGCGUUGUCACAAAGUCACACGACCGUGGAGCAAAUUAUGCCAGAUGCAGACAAAUCUGAUCCAUGCAAAAUAUCGGUGGAACCUUCUACUGCCAACGCAGCAGAGACUAGCCAAAUAACAGCAACAAUAUCUGAUGUUAUCAACGAUGGUGAUAAAAAUAUCGAAACCCUGCCGGUGGUCGACGAUAACGCAAGCAUUACUCCGGCAGUAGUGAGCGGAAACAUAGGUGAAGUGCUUAGUCCCCAUAAAUCUAAAACGUUGCCUGCUAGUGAGCAAGAGGUAAGUCGAACAGCUAAUGCAGCAAGUGGAACAGUAAACAAUAAAACGGAAGCCGAAUCAAAGUCCGUCGAGCCGGUGGAUCCUACCAGUGCAUGCUGCACAUUGCCUACGGAUCCUACUAGUCACUUAAAAAAUGAGAAGCUUGCUGAGCCCGUUGAAAAUGUGACGUCUGUGGCUGAAGAAAAAACAAAAGCUGCGCCAAAACGAUUACCGCGUUUUAAGAAAGGCAAGAUCAACUUGGUGCAACGUAAGAAAACAACAGCAAGUGCGCCGGUAAAGCUACGGGAAACAAAGUCGGUGUCUGAAAAUAGCAACGAAGCAUUUUCAGAUCAAGACCUAAAUGAGAAAAAAACUACUGUAACUAAGAUGGCUGUGGCAUCUCAGUUGGACGGAGCGACUGUUCAAGUAGAGAAGAUGAAUGAAGAUCAAAAACAAGAUGAGAAAGAAAUUUCGUUAGAAGAUCAACAAAACAUACAAGAAACUGCGAUAGAAGAGAUUGCUGCCACAUCUGCAGCAGAAGUAGAAAAGAUGAGUGAAACUCCAAAACCAAAUGAUAAAGGCAGUGCGUUAGAAGAGAUCGCAGCCGCAUCUAAGUUGGACCGGGAGUAUAAGGAAGAAAAAGCACCGAUAAAUGCAAUGGUGGCACAAACAAAUCAAUCGAAACUCGUGGUCAAGGAAUCAGUGGCAUUAUUGCACAACUCGGCUGCAAAGGUUGAUGUAAACGAAGGCGUAGUUGCCGAACAUGUGCUCAUUGCCGAACAUACUCUGGGUGUCAAGUGUGCUAAUGGGUUAUCUACAACGGAAAGUGAGCGUUCAACUAUUGAAGUUGCUAUUUCAGACCACUCUCUGUCAGAUGUACCAACUACCAACGAAUCGCCAUUAAAAUCAGGCGAAUUAAAGCGUAAAACUGCUCUAAUAUCGGAACUACUGCAUCCACCUAAAAUACCUAAGCGAAAAUCCGCAGGGUCUGAUAGCAAAUCGCCUUCAUUAUGUGAUGUACCAAUUGCACAAUCUUCUUCUACUGAGAACCUUCUACUGACGGUGGUAAAGGCAUCAACAGAGGAAGCUAAAACAACUCCAGCGAAAAAUCCGUUUAAGACGACCAAAAUAGAAGCGUGUGCCGAUCAACAAACUGUAAAAGGCAUACAUAAUCUUUUGACUAAAUUUAAUAAAGAGUCCAAUAUGAGCGAGGCUGGAGUUGGCGAAGACAAAACAAGCGCAAAACGCACGGAAGUGGUGGAUAAUUUAGAGAAAAAUCGCAAUCAACCGGAGCUACAGCAUAACUAUGGGCAAAAGACUGAUCGUGUUAGCAACUUAGAGCUUACCGAAGAAAAUAAGCCGCAGUCCAAUACAGCGAAUUCUGAAGUCUCAGCAAAUUCUGUAAUAGCUGAGACAGCAGAGGUUCAUGCAACUGCAAAAACCUGUGAUAUUUUACAUGUGAUAACCGAAGAAAAGCUACUGGAACAAAAUGCCGAUGAAAAGGCACAGAAAGCAGAUGCUCCAUCUACGGAAGAUAUACAAAAACCUGGUUAUAUAAAAACUGAUUUUCUCGGAUUCAACCAUAAUUCGCCGAGUACACAAAAUAUUGAGAGUAAUCUGCAACAUAUACUCACAAUAACCACUAGUGCUGAAAAGACCAAAACACGCGAAAUAGACCACAGCACCACGGAGCGUGAGAGCCCACACGUAGCGCUAAGCGAUAGCGCUGUAAAAGGCUCAACGUCUACUGGCAAGACUACGACGAAAAAGUCAAAUAUCGUAACGAGGCGUAAGCCAACGAAUCGGCGUAGUGUGCCCUUAAAGAAGCGUUGGGGAGUCUUGCAGGAAUCGGAUGAAAAUAUAAAUAUAACAGAUGAUACAUCGCCAGCGGAUGAUGAGGAAGAAGAAGACGAUGAAACUAGCUUUCAAGCAUUAGACAAAUCCAAAAAGUCACACAAAGAUAUGAACAAAAUUAAAGCUCAUAAAAGUAAUUACUACGAUAGCAAAGUCGUGGAAGGUGAAAAAGAGCAAGAAAGCGAUGUAAUAGAGGUCGCCACUUCUGAAAAUAAUAAACGUAAUAGAAGCUCAGUAGAUAUCAUAGAUAUGCCAGAGCAAGCAAGAGCUGUUGCUACCGCAGCUGAGAAUACUGAGAAUCCUGAAGAUUUACAAGCACCAAGUAAAAAAUUACGCUUAGAAGCAAAUUUUGAAAAUGGAACAACAACGAAUUCUGCUGAAAGCGCCACUAGUAUUGCGGAGCCUGCUAAAAAGUCACAAAGGCAGGUCGCGGAACCAGAAGCAACCUUGAAAGACACUGCAGCAAAUGAAGACGCAAACGACGUCAAGAAGAUCAACACGACUACACUUGCUUCGUUGGAUUCUGAGAGAGCAGCAACUCCACAAAAGUCUAAGUCAAAGGUGGCGCAUAAACACCACCCUAAAACCAGACUUUUCGACUCCAGUCCAUCAACAGCGAUGGCAGAGAGCACAGAAACCGCUAAACCUGUUCAAAAUAAUGAUACUACGUUGAUUGGUACUGCUUUCAAAAGUGAAAGGAAUGAAAGCGGUGCUUCUGAUGACUCAGCGAAAGAGAAGGAAGUGGUUAGUGAAAAGUCUUGCAGGUCCAAAAGUUGUACCAAAACACUAGAAAUAAAAGAACCAGUGGUCAAUGAAGCUGAAAAUGUAGUAGUGCAAGCCAAAUCUGCCAAAAAGAGGGGUAGAAAAUCAAAAAUCAAUGUAACUAGCGUGGUAACUGAAACUGAGCGUGCUGAAUUGGUUGAAAAUAACGUCGAUUGCUCGUUGAACGAAAGCGUGAACACGGCUGUUAACGAAAAUAGUAAGCUUGCUGAGGUCGAGGUCAAAAAAGUUGAUCUAAGUACAGCCUCACAAAAAGAGUUUGCAACGUCAACACCAGUUCCACCAACAGCAACGGAAGGCAGUAGCACGAAACGCGGCAGAAAGCGCAAGUUGCCUGCGGCAACUGUUGAAGAAAUUAAGCAGGAAACAAUGAGCGUAGAGGAAAGUACGCCAGUGACGCGUAAAAAGCGUGGACGAAAACCAAAGUCAACGCUUCCGAGUGAAAGCGAAGCUGUGCUUUGUAAUGGUGUUGCGGAAGCACAGAAAGCGCUUGAUACUACACAGGCAAGCUCGCAGCCAGACUUAAACGAGACGCUGCCAAAUUCCAGCUUAAAUUUGACGGAAACUGCAAAUACGAGCCAAGCAACAAUUGACUCUGAGACGCCUGUAAAAAUACCAAAAAAGCGUGGAAGAAAGCCGAAAGCGGUCUUGGCCACACCGGACACCCCAGCGGAGUCGAACGAAAAACAGCAAGGUAGAGGUGUAAAAGCUGGGGAUCUUGAAACACGCGGCAAUUUCAAUGAGCGUCUGUUAUUGAUAACGAAUCGCGCUCAGCUCGAGACAGACGAAGUGCUCACCGCACAGCCCGUAACGAAGACUACGAAAAAAGCUUUGAUACAAUGUGGACUAUGCUUGCAACAAAUGCCACGCGAUAACUGGGUGGAGCAUUUAGCGACACAUUACGGUGUUGGUUGGAUAGUGGGCGAAACGACGCCAAUUAAUGUCACGAUCCGCAAUGAGGUGCUGAAGGUCAUGAUCGCUUUUCUGAAAGUAAAUGUUAGCAAGCAUCCGCUCACCUGUCGCAUGUGUCAACGCACCUACCGCUCAGCUUUGGGCACUCUGCUACACAUUGAGACCUGUGGUGCGACAGACACGCGCACACCAUGUGAUUACUGUAAAAAAGAAUACUCGAAAUUUAGCGUUGUAAGUCAUAUGCGUACGUGUAGCAAACGUACAGAGGACGAAGAGCUUAACGAGUCGGCAACGGAGGCUAAAGAAGUCGCAGCUGAAAACAAGGAGGCCGUUUUGAACAAUGUGGGACGUUUGAAACGAGCUUCAGUGCAAAAGGCAGAGAAAAUGCUGAAAGCUCUCAAAGACUCGCAAAGUACUGGAAUAUUUUGCACCAAAGAUGCCAAAAGCCACGUAGUGUUCGUUGGUCCUGAGAAAAUGUUGGAAAACUGCGCGAAAGACAUUGAAACCUCGGGCUCAGCUGCAUGUCCAGCACAGGGUUGUAAAUUCACAGCAAAGGAUUUAAGCGCCGUACAAGAACAUUUUGCCAGCUGUGAUUUAAAGGAAACCGUUGCUAAAGGUGUCUAUAACUGUAAGCUUUGCGCGAAAACGACGAAGUCCUAUCGUGCCGUCAAAUCUGUGAUAAAACACAUUUUACAACAGCACAAGAGUACCGAAGUCGAUCAGGAUUUCGAAGGUGAUGUUUCCGAUUGCGGCAUUAAAACCGAUGAUGAAUCGAGCAGCGAUGAUGAGGAUGUCUCAUCAGGUGUGGAUUCGAAUGAAGAGAAUAAUGCUAAUGAUAAUGCGAGUGAUAGUUCCGCCGACGAGGCAGCAGCGCGAAAAAACGUGCGGAAGAAACAGACUGGCAAGAAAAAGUCGGCAACUUCGGGGUCAAACGCCAUAAGUGCGGACAGACUGCACCCACCGCGGGAAGUGGAUUAUAAUGGCACUGCUCGUCUCUUGUGGAAAGAAUUUACUGGGCAAAACUAUAGCACGGCACCGUUAUUUACCGACGCCAGGGUUAAGUACACGACUUGCGCACGCAACGAGUAUGAGAAGUAUAUACCGGAUAUGGAAACGUCAAUGAAGUUCAAUUACAAUACCAAUCUGAAGCUUUGCAAAUCGUCAAAGCAAGUAAGCUUUGGCAAGGCAUCGAAAGAUAUAAACUGGUCGCAAUUACAACGUCUAGAGACCAUGACGGUGAAGAAUGAACAAUUCACUUUUCUGGGCGAAGCUAUAAAAACUGCGACCUGGGUGCCUUUACCCAAGGACAUUAAAGACCAAUAUCUGCUCGUUAGCACACGCCGUGCUUAUACACGUUUCAAGAGUCCAAAAAUAGGCAACACGUUACUUUGGCUGUACAAAGUCACAGCAGCUGACACGUCGAAGUCAUGUGACAUGCAGCUACAAUACGCCAUCAACAUACCCGAUGCGCCUGUGCAUUGCUUGGCAUUUCUACCCAGCGGUGGUUAUGAUGCGCAUGCCAAUCGUCUCGGUUUGGUGGCUGUUGGCACAGCAAAAAAUACCAUUAAAGUUUAUGCGUUACCUUUGUGUGUUGAAAACGUGGGCGAGUUAAGUGAAGCAACGACUGAGCAGCAUACAGAAAAUUUUACCACGCUGCAAUUGGAGCCUGUUUGGCUGCUGGCAUUAGAUCUCUCCAAAAAAGACUUGAGCCAACAUCCGUUUGUGGAUACACAAUGCACGGCGCUGUGUUGGUCCGAGUUUGCUGAGCAUAUGCAUAUAUUUGCGGGCUACGCAAACGGUUGCGUCGCCUAUUGGGAUGUGAGCAGUGAUAGAAAUCUAAAUCGCUUCAUUAUCGAUGGCCUGCCGCACUAUGUGCCACUCAAUUUCUUCUACACGCGCGAGAAGAAUGUGCGAGCCAUGGCAUUGCAUUAUGAUAGCUCCGGCGUGCGUGUGAUUGCCGUUAUUGUUGCCCGACGUUCGUUGGUAUUAUAUGAUCUCUAUCACUUCACGCGCCCGUUCAUUUUGAAGGAGGAAAUCACCAAGAAUGAAGGCACCGACUUGGAAUGGUCGCCCAUCUGGCAAUCGUUAGCGAUCGCAAUGGGCGAUUCGUUGCCCAACAAUGGUCGCUGCGUGUUUGCUGUAAAUCCCUCGAAUAUCGUCUUCAAAAAUGAGACCAUCGACAAAAUGAGCGCUGGCGUCAAUAAAAUCCACUACAACCCCUUACAGAAUGUGCUCGCCAAUGCGACGGACAACGGUGAUGUGGUAUUCCUGAAUUUACGCGAGAUGCACUUGAAGGAAAUACUACGCGAUUCGUUGCGUAGUUCUCAAGCCGUGGGCAUAAUGGACAUGAAAUGCUUAAACGGUGCGGAUAUACCGAAAUUUGAUGCCAAGUCGGCGACGGCGGAUUGGAGUUUCAACGAGGAGGAUUGCAAUGAGAAAUAUGGCCUAGUAUUCGGUCCUGUAACAAGGAUUGAUAAAAGUCUCAAAGCGCAGUAUCUCAGCGAGCAGCGUCGUGUGCCUGUAAGUUUGACACCUUGCACGCGCAUCAAUACCAUACACUGCAAUUUCAAUAAUCACGGCAAACACUUGGUGGCUGCUGGCUAUGAAAAUGGUUUCUUGCGCGUCUUCUGCAUGGAUGCCAAAUCUUUUUUCUACUAAACACGAACAAUUUUUGCCGCAUUCACCCUUAACUUAAAUGGAAAAUGAAAAAAGUAUUUAAAAAAUAAGCAGGCACGCAGAUCGUAGUGUUUAACGUCGCAUUGUACUGCUAAGGAAGAAGACUUUGCUAUGAUGCUCGUUGGGUACCGAAGACUGAUGACCGAUCAGUCGGGCUUAUGAACCGAAGCGGACCUGAAUUUUUAUCCAACCAAGGUCAGUUCAACCAGCAGCAUUCCUCCAAAUUACUUCAAGAAUGCUUUCUGCUGCUACAACAGCACCAACCACAACUUUGCUUCGAUGCGUUUUCUACUACGUUGCUUUUCCAUGACAAUCGGGUCUGUGUAAGCGGUAUUGACUUUGAAAAAAAGAAAUUUUCGUUGGGAGAAAACUCGGCAUUAUUCUUCUUUCCGGCAUGCUUUCGGAUGCUACAACAAUAAAAACAACUUGGAUAUGAUGCAUGUCUCGGAAAAUAUUUUUUUCCGAUAGCGAACUCCUCCACUCGGCAGUCACGUUUGUACUCAUACCACAACAAUGGGGACUGUGUAAGCGGAAUAGAUCCAUAUUUUCAUCUGUCGAAAACUCAGCAUUUUCAUCAUCUCAGCAUUGGUCAAAAAAACAAUUUGGGGAAUACUGCAACAGCAAAAAAAAAAAAUUGGAUGUGAUGCAUGCCUCAAAAUUUUUUUUCCAAAUAGCGAUCUCUUCUCGGCAGUUUUUGAGCAAUCACCCAACGUUUUGCUGCUAUCAAAUAUAACAUUUGGAGGCCGUAUACCGUUAUGUAUCAAAAUAUCAUUCAGAAUGGCAGCAAAAGUAUUGCCAACCAUUUGGCUGAGCUAUAGGCGGUUGUUAUACAUAUACCGUUAUGUAUCGAAAUAAUAUGGUGUUUAGUAACUUAUAUUUAAAUUUACAUCUUAACAUUAUCAACAUCACUUGGUUUGUAGAUAGAAUUUUGAAAAAUACGCAAUAGCUAUAGACAUUAGGGCGGGGUGAUUUACAGGGAACCAAAAUCCGGAAAAAUCGCGUAUGCUCGUGCAUGGUCUACGAAUUUUUCUGAACAACUUUGUCUACGUGACUAUGGUUGUAAAACCGGAUUUGAGCCAUGUUUUUUAAUGCGAAGUUUUUUUGGGAUCAUAAAAAAUUGUUCGUUUUCGUGAUAUCUGAAUGAAAUUUAGUACGUGGGUGCAUUUUGAUAAUCUAUUGAUCAUAUGUCGGUAUCGGUCAGAGCAGACAACUAUAUCAUAUAUCUUCUAUUUCCAAUUAUUAAAAUUUUUUAAACUUCGCCUCGAAACAGUUUUCGAACCAUAGUCUCUUUGGCAAAGUUAUACAGAAUGAAGCGAAUGACAUUUCACGCAUACGCGAGGCCAGAGUAAAAAAACGACCCGCUCUACUAUACUUACAUAUAAGUAGACAUCUAUGUGCAUAUGUAAUACACUAUAUAUUUCAUAUAUUAAUUAA
Molecule: messenger RNA, 11695 nt
Organism: Bactrocera latifrons
Lineage: Eukaryota; Metazoa; Arthropoda; Insecta; Diptera; Tephritidae
Exons: 12
Coding region: 326-10243 (3305 amino acids)
Biological process (GO): transcription by RNA polymerase III
Cellular component (GO): transcription factor TFIIIC complex
Molecular function (GO): protein binding
Source: RefSeq, a predicted model, not a curated record